Emiliania huxleyi CCMP1516 is the source of this 3393-nucleotide messenger RNA. RefSeq lists its product as hypothetical. The coding region runs from base 1 to 3393 and encodes 1130 amino acids. NCBI's taxonomy places the organism in Eukaryota, Haptophyta, Isochrysidales, Noelaerhabdaceae. The record is from RefSeq and is a predicted model, not a curated record. The transcript is spliced from 21 exons.
AUGUGGAGUGCGAAUGCCGCCUUUGGCCGCGUUGUCGAGGGCUCGCAGCUCCAGGGCCGCACCUUCCUCGUCACCGAGCCCGACGGCAGGCGCCGCGACGCCAUCGAGCGCGCCGUGCAGGCUCUCGGCGGCGCGAUCUGCUCGGCGGCGCCGUCCGCCGCGACACUCGAGAUCUGCGCGAGCCGCGAGAAUUGCGUGCUCGAGGGCGGCGAGCAGGUGACUCCCGACUGGCUCGUCUUCCAGAUGCGCGUGUCGCAGCCGCUCGCGCCGGGGCUGUCUCCGCUCUUCCGCCCUCUUGGCGGGACGCCUGGCCGGGGCUGCGAGGGCGGCAUCCCGGCACUCCGUGCCGUGGCCGUCUCGCUGGCCGGGUUUGCAGACGGGCAUCUCGUCUGCUCGCACACCGACGCGGCCUCGGUGUCGCGUGCGAGGCCGGCGCUGCGCGAGGCGCUCGCGGCGAAGCGUGCGGCGGAGGGGGGUGGCGGGGAGGGGGGUGGCGGGGAGGGAGGGGGUGGUCUGGAGGUGGUCCACGUCGGCUGGCUCGAGGCGUGCGUGCGGCAGUGGGGCAAGGUUCCCGAGGGGCGGUACUGGCUGCAGCUGCCGCAGGAGAUGAACGGCCAGUUGCCGGCCGAGGACUGGCCGGCGGUGCUGGUUGCGGGAGGGGGGGAGUGGACGCGCGGCUUCGCGGUCGACCAGCGGCUCUGCGUCGGUGACGCGGUCGUCUUCCGCAUCGGCGUCGGCGCCUCGGCCCGGCCGGCCGCUGGCGAGCCGCUGACCGUGCACGUCGCGCUCUUCCGCGCUAAGUGCGGAGGGGCCGAGGUACGGAGGCACCGAGGGGGCGGCGCAGGCGUUCGCGAGGCGGUGGGUGCCGAGCGGGGAGGCGUGGAGGCUGGAGGAGCAUGCGAGGCGCCGUCGCGCCGCUCCUUCUUCGACAGCUCCGACGAGGAGGGGCAGGAGGAAGAGGGGGAGGAGCGGGAGCGGGAGCAGCAGCAGCAGGGGGAGGGGCGGGGGCUGGGGGAGGGAGGGGGGAAGGGCGGCGCCGCCUCUCGCGAGCGCAUCCCUCCUCACGCGCCUCCCGACGCCGCAUCGGUGCGGGCGUGGCUCGUCGCGGCGGCGGCGAUCCCGUCGGAGCUGCGCCUCUCCAGGGCGGGGCGCGGAGUCGAGGGCUGGUACGACCCCGACGGUCGGUCGGAUGAGGCGGAGAUGAGGAAGUACCGCGGCUUCUGCCGGCAGGGAGACUGGAAGUGGGCUGGCGACUCGGCGGGCGAGGUGGGCCGCCGCCUGAUGGAGCUGCGGCGGCACAAGAGAAGCCGCUUCUCGGCCAACGACCUCUGUAUCGCGCUCGACCGGCGGGGGGAGUGCGAGCGCUGCUCCGUCCGCUACUACGACGAGGAGGGCCUCGCGCUGCUCGGCUCUGCGGCGCACGCCUUCGAGGCGAUGCGGCUCGAGGCCGAGGCGAUGCGGCUCGAGGCCGAGGCGGCGCUGCGUGAGGCGGGUCUGUCGUCCGAGCAGCGGGGCGAGCUGGCCGAGCGGCGCAGCGACGCGCGCCAGCCCGAGGGGCGUGGGCUGCUGCCUCUGCUCGGGCGCGCGUGGCGCGAGGCGCUGCAAGACUCGCAGGGAGAGUCGCAAGAGGCGUCGCAGCACGAGGCUGGGUCUGGGGCGGACUCUGAGGAGGGGGAGGGGGAGGAGGAGGGGGAGGGGGAGGGGGCCGAGCCCGCCUCCGAGGGCGGCGAUGCGCCCGUCCGCUCGCCCGGCCUCGAGGAGAGCGUGUCGCCCGCCCGCCUGCUGCCAGCGGGGGGGCGCCGGCCCAAGGCUGCCUGGCAGGUGCGUCGCUUCUUCGAGACGACGCCGGGCGGCGUGGACGGGCUAGUGGCGCAGUACCUCCCUCCGGGCAAGGACGAGGACGAGGACCCUGAGGACGAGGACCCCGAGAUGUGGCGCGUGGUGCACGACGGCGACGGCGACGAGGAGGACCUGGACUUCGACGACGUGGUGGACGCGCUCAUCGCAAAGGAGCCUCGAGGGCGGGGGAGGGGGGGAGGGGCGGCGGACCUCAACCACAAGAGCGCCGACGAGAUGGAGGGGGUGCGGCACGAGGAGGAGCGGCAGGAGCGGCUGUCUCGCGCGCAGAGGCUCGAGACGCGCAGCCACCACUGCAGCGAGAACCAGACGCCGCGGCUGGUCGCGGGGCUGUAUGGCGUCUCGCUGCCUCUGCUCCUCCGGCUCGCCCUCGAGUCGGGCCGCGGGAGCGUGGCGCAACUCGACUCAGUAAUCAACCGCGUGGUCGCGGGCACGAGGGCGAGCAAGCGCGGCUUCGUCCUCCUCCUCCCGGCCUUCCGCAUCGACGGCGCGCGCACAGAGGCGGAGCCGCAGCAAGCGGCGGCGCGGGGGCGGCGCGGGGCCAAGGGCAGGCCGGCGCAGCCCCACCCGCAGGCGGCGGCGGCGGGCGAGGAGGCGGAGGCGGCGGGGGUCGAGGAGGGGGCCGGGCCGGAGGCAGCCGGGCCGGAGGCAGCCGGGCCGGAGGCGGGGGAGGCGGCCCAGGCAGCCGUCGAGGGGGCAGCGGAGGAGGUGCGGCGGGCGGAGGCGGCGGUGGCGGGGACGGCGGCGGACAUGCCGGCCGAUGCGAUGGCAGCGGAGGCGGCGGAGGCGGAGGCGAGGGAGGGUGGCUAUGCGGAGGAGGAUGCGAAGGAGGAUGCGGAGGAGGAGGAGGGUUCGGGGGGCGCCGCCGCAGCAGCCUCCGCCGCAGCUGCGGCGGCCGCGGCGUCGGAGGGAGUGGGUGCGAUGACGGAGCCUGAGGCGGACGACGAGACCGACCCGGAGGCGCUGACGGAGCCGGAGCCAGACCCGGAGGCUGAGCCGGAGGCGGGGGCGGAGGCGGGGGCGGAGGCGGGGGCGGAGGCGGGGGCGGAGGCGGGGGCGAGGAGAGCGGCUGUGGAGGAGCAGCCGCGGGCGCGAGAGGCGGCGCAGCUUGCAGCGUCGGGGGCGGCCCGGGCUUGUCUUGCAGCGGAGUCUCCUCGAGCGGAGGAGGGCGCGUGGCUGCCCGAGGAGGCGCACGAGCUCUUCUCCGCCGGGGAGGCGACUGCGCCGGGGCUGCUCUGGCUGGGCGCGCCGCGGGCGCACCGGCUGGCGCGGCCGCAGCGCGGCGGCGGCGUCUUCGUCGGCCAGACCUUCGCCCUCGAUCCAGAGGUCGUGCCACCGCCCGCGCAGCUACGACGCAUCAUCGAGGCGGGCGGGGGGGCCGUCCUGGAGCAGGGCGCGCCGCUGCGCGUGGGCGCCAUCGCCGUCGUGCCAGACGGGGCGGACGCAUCGCACCCGCUCGCCCAGGAGGCGCGUCUAUUCCCCUCCCGCCCGCCCGACACCCUCCCAAAGGGUCCUCCUCACCCCUCGCCGGGGUGA